AUGGACCUCCGUGAUAUCCUCGCUACCACUGGCUUCGUGACUUAUGGCCUGCAACACCCUUUGGAAGGCUUGUCGAGCUUCGGCCCUACCCUGAGCGAGGCCACUUUCGGCCUCCUGGGCUCCUCAUUCAAGCCGGAGCGCGACCUCCCUAGCCUGGAAGGCAAGACUAUUCUCGUCACCGGAGGCAACACCGGUCUCGGCAAAGAAACCAUCCUCCAGCUCGCCAAACACCAUCCCUCGCGCAUCUACCUAGCCGCACGCACCGAGACCAAGGCCCGCGAUGCCAUCGCCUCCAUCCAGUCGGAGCUCGUUUCCCCCGCCGAUAUCCGAUAUAUCCCACUAGAUCUGAGCUCCUUUAAAUCGAUCCGCGCCGCGGCAGACAAAUUCCACGCGGAGAGUGACCGGCUGGACCUCCUGAUUCUCAAUGCCGGGACCAUGGGCAACCCGCCCACCAAGACCGAGGAAGGAUUCGAGGUGCAGCUGGGCACCAACCAUAUCGGCCAUCAUCUGCUGACGAAGCUCCUGCUCCCGACGCUGCAGAAGACUGUCGACGAGAUCCGUGCGAGCGACAGCAAUGCGAUCCCAGAUGUUCGCGUCCUCACGUUGGCAUCUGCCGCCCAUGCAAUCAGUCCGGUAACCUUUACCGAGCUGACCUCUACGCCAUCCCUUCUGUCAACGAGUACCUGGCACCGCUAUGGCGCCUCCAAGGCGGCGAAUAUCUUCUUCGCCGCGGAGCUCGCGCGUCGACACCCGGACAUUCUUUCGGUGUCGGUGCAUCCGGGUGCAGUCAACAGCGAUCUAUACGCCCAUGCCAAGGCGACCAGCUCACUUUUGAAAUACAGCUUAACUGCAGUCACGUCAUAUUUCUUCCGAAACACCGGCACCGGCGCAUUGAAUACGCUCUGGGCGGCCGGAACGCCGAGGAAGCAAGUGGUCAAUGGAGGCUACUACAGCCCCGUCGGCGUCCGGUGUGACGGCACUAAGUUUGUUCAAGACGCCGAGAUGGGUCGAAAACUGUGGGAUUGGACUGAGGCCCAGAUUUCCGAGCGGAGUUGA
Molecule: messenger RNA, 1056 nt
Organism: Penicillium waksmanii
Lineage: Eukaryota; Fungi; Ascomycota; Eurotiomycetes; Eurotiales; Aspergillaceae
Product: putative short-chain dehydrogenase/reductase family protein
Exons: 2
Coding region: 1-1056 (351 amino acids)
Source: RefSeq, a predicted model, not a curated record